AGUCAGAGCGCAGCGCGGCGUGCGUCAUCGGAACAUAAAUCAACCACCGGAGUUAAAGGAAAUAUCUUUUUUAUUAUAUAUAUUUAUAUAUAUUUUUAUUUUUUUUUACCGGUUUUUCCCAACAUGGCUGUGACUGAAGCUGGAUGCGAUCUGACUUACUGCAAAAUGAGGGGCAUUGUUACUGUUCUCACCGCUUUCAUCAAAGAGAGAAAAAUGGGUUUGAAUGACUUCAUACAGAAGCUGGUGUCCACCCCUCAUAUCUGUCAACAUGUUGAAGUCAACAACUUCCUGACGAUUGAUGAGAAUCAGAACCAAGACGUUGAAGACGGCCAACUUCCUGAUAGGAUGUUCCUAACUUCGCAAAUUUCCCUAGCUGAGGACACUCAGAUCAAACCGUGUGACUUCGACUACCUCAAGAUCAUAGGCAAAGGCAGCUUCGGAAAGGUUCUGCUCGCACGACACAAGGAGUCCACGACAUAUUACGCCGUCAAAGUGCUACAGAAGAAAAUUAUCCUUAAGAAGAAAGAGCAAAAGCAUAUCAUGGCUGAACGCAGUGUGCUGAUGAAAAACAUCAAACAUCCUUUCCUAGUGGGGCUGCACUACUCCUUCCAGACUACUGACAAACUUUACUUUGUACUCGACUACGUUAACGGCGGAGAGCUCUUCUACCAUCUUCAAAGAGAAAGGAUCUUCUUGGAGCCCCGAGCCAGAUUCUACUCUGCAGAAAUUGCAAGUGCACUUGGCUACCUCCACUCCCUGCAUAUUGUCUACAGGGACCUGAAGCCUGAGAACAUCCUGUUAGACUCCCAAGGCCACAUAGUCCUGACUGACUUCGGUCUCUGCAAAGAGGGACUCGAAGAUAACGGCACAACGACCACGUUCUGCGGGACGCCCGAGUAUUUGGCUCCUGAGGUGCUCCAGAAGCAAGCCUAUGACCGCACAGUUGACUGGUGGUGCCUGGGGUCGGUGCUCUACGAGAUGCUCUACGGACUUCCUCCGUUCUACAGCCGCAACACAGCUGAGAUGUACAACAACAUCCUGCAUAAGGCUCCCGUGCACAAACCCAACGUGUCCAAUGCGGGCAGGGAGAUGCUGGAGGGGCUCCUGCAGAAGGACCGCACCAAGAGGCUGGGGGUGAAGGAUGACUUUCUCGAACUGAAGUACCAUUCCUUUUUCUCGCCAAUUAACUGGGAUGACCUGAUGGCCAAGAAGAUCACGCCGCCCUUCAUCCCCUCAGUGAGCGGCCCCACAGACCUACGCCACUUCGACACGGAGUUCACCCACCUGCCCGUGUCGUCCUCCCUGUGCACCGACACCCUGACGGUGACCGGCAGCGUCAAAGAAGCGGCAGGGGCGUUCCCGGGCUUUUCCUACGGGCCUCCGGAAGACCAUUCCUUCAUGUGAAUUACCGAGAACUCCCCCGGAAAACUACCCCCGGACGGAGGAGUCUUAUUUCCACACGCCGGUUGAUCGGCGGGUCCACUCGACCCCCCGCGUUGCAUAAGUGUGCCGCGUACGGAUGCACCGGAGGGUCACCCACGGGUAACCGGGCCUCGCGGCUACGACGUGACACGGAGAGAAGUGCCUGAGCAACUCGGACGGCACCUGCGAGAGAGAGUUCAUAACGCAUGUCAAAGCUCUUUCAAGGAAACAUGACUCAUAAUUUAUAUCGUUGCUUUGGACCAAAUUUAAAAUGUACAAAGGUUACAAAUAUCAUUUCAUCAACACAUCACUGUUUACCUGUUUGCAGCAUAUAAUUAAAGCCUCCGACUGUAUAUAAAAGUAUAUUCAUCAUAACUAUAUUUACUCCUUUUCUAAUCUAAUUUAUUCUGGACUGACGAUUGAAGCAGCAAUAACAUGUCUAAACACUGAAUAUCCAUCACAAUUACAAUGAUUUAUAGUGAACACUCCAACCAACUAAAUAUGUUACAUGUAUUUAUGGAUUAUGUAGAGAAUUGUGACUGUUUUGUGCCUGUCCAAUGAGGCCUGACCCAUCUUUUACUGUAUGUACAGUACAUAUCUGCUUUCCAUCACCGGUUGUUCCCUCCUGUAGAGAAUCUCUCUUUAUACAAGUGCUUCAUUAACUUGACUAAGAACAACUAGGUCAGGGGUGUCCAAACUUUUUCCACUGAAAAAUCAAAGCAAGCGGGGGCCAUUUUCAUAUUUUUUAUUUUAAAAGCCAAUACAAUAUAUGUAUAAAAAAUAUACAUUUAGGCCUCCACUCAGACUUGAUCCGGGGGACCCCAAAAGGUUUUGGUCAAAAAAAAUAUUACAAAUGUGUCAUUAUUUAGUAUUAUUAUUAUUAUUAUUCAAGGUUUAAAUCUCUAGAUCAACAUUAGGUCUAUCUGUCAAUAUAACGCUUUUAAAGAUUUAAGUUGUAUGCCAUUUUUAUGGAAAAAAAAAACACAAAAUAUGCAAUAUUUUCCCCCAAUAAAAUGUUAAAGUGGAAUAUUUGAGAUUAUAUAAUAAUUGGAGUCUUAAAAAGGUCAAUAACUCAUAACAACAUUGAUUUUAAUUCAUUAUUUUUUUGAGCAAUGACACUUAAAAAAAAAAAAAGUCCCACUAAAAUUAUUGGGGAUCCAAAAGGGUACCGCUCAGUAAAGUUUAAAAAAAUAAAUCCAACAUUUUUUUAAACUUUUACCGCAAUAGUCUCAAGAUCAACUUCAGAUCUAUCCGUCAAUUAUAAGUUGUUGUUUUUGUUUUUUGUUUGUUCGUUUUAGGCCCUUCUUUGAAAUACUUAGUUUUUUAAAUGGCAACCAAAAAAUAUGCAACAUUUUCCCCCCAAAAUAUCUCAAAGUGGAAUAUUUAAUGUGAAGUAAAUGGAGCCUUGAAUAGGUCAAUAAUUCAUAAUGACAUUAAUUUUCAUUCAUUAUUAAAGAAAGAAACAGCCUGCAUGGCAUCUUUGUGUUAUUAGGGUAAAUAAUGCAACAUUUUCUUGUUACAUUUCACUUGUUUGCUCUUUUAUACCACUUUUUAUGGUUUUGUUUUGUUUUUUUUCAUCGUAUUUUUAGAAUGUGCGGCGGGGCCGUUAAAAAAUUACCUGCGGGCCGCAAAUGGCCCCCAGGCCGCACUUUUGGACACCCUGAACUAGAGGGAUUUGGCAACAUAGGGCUCUUUAAAGGAAUUAUCGGUGGAUAUUGCAGCAGAAUGAAAAUGUCCAACUUGAUAUGCAUAUUGAAAAAAGGAUGAUUGAUUGUGUGUACAUAUAUUGGAAAUAGAGGCAUGUACAGUAAAAAGGUGCAUUUUCAAGCCUGCUGGGGGGGGGAAAAGAAAGCGCCGCACAGUUCUACAUCAUUUUCUUCCAUAUUUGGAAGCGUUACUUUUUAUUUCUCUUUUGUAUUUCUAUAUGUAUUUAUUUUUUUUGCUGUCGUUGCUACUGUUUAAAGAAAAUUAUUUACACAAUCUAUUGUAUGAAUUAAAUGUAAAUUAAAGAAUUCCAAAUAAAAUCUGUCAACUAGA
Molecule: messenger RNA, 3459 nt
Organism: Entelurus aequoreus (snake pipefish)
Lineage: Eukaryota; Metazoa; Chordata; Actinopteri; Syngnathiformes; Syngnathidae
Product: STKc_SGK domain-containing protein
Exons: 13
Coding region: 124-1404 (426 amino acids)
Biological process (GO): protein phosphorylation
Molecular function (GO): protein serine/threonine kinase activity; phosphatidylinositol binding; ATP binding
Source: RefSeq, a predicted model, not a curated record